GCGGCAGGACAACUUGUUGCUGUCGCCGGUGCCAAGCUGAACAGAUGAAGCGACUCCACGAAGAUCGCGCAGCCCUACUGCUGGGCAUCUUCCCCCGGAACCUCAAGAAGCGUUUCGGACUCAUACCCCUCAUUGGCUUCAUCGGACUCGGGCUGGGUAGCGCGGCCCUCUAUCUUUUGAGGCUGGCCAUCUACAGCCCUGACGUGAGUUGGGAUAAGAAAAACAAUCCAGAACCAUGGAAUAAACUGAAUCCGAAUGACCAGUACAAGUUCAUGGCUGUCUCCACGGACUACAAAAACCUGAAGAAGGAUCGGCCAGACUUCUGAGGGUGCCAUGGUCGAGUCGCUUUCCAGCCCCUGCCAUUUUAGGACCACUUGACAUGCCACUCUGUAUAGCCACAUCAUUUUGCUCUCUUGAUGGGCCUUUAAGUGCCCUUCAUUGAAAUUGCCAUGAAAGUGCCCUUCACUGGGUCCACGCCAAGAUGCCACCGCCGCUGCUUCCUGCCUGCCUCUAAGUGAUUGUGCUGAUGCCACACCAAUAAAAUAUCAACUGCCUGUCCAGCAAAAGCAAAGGAAAAUAUUAACCCAUUCUUUUCACUGAAACGCCUCUGUAUAUUGUGGUAACA
Molecule: messenger RNA, 625 nt
Organism: Elgaria multicarinata webbii
Lineage: Eukaryota; Metazoa; Chordata; Lepidosauria; Squamata; Anguidae
Gene: COXFA4L2
Product: NDUFA4 mitochondrial complex associated like 2
Exons: 4
Coding region: 45-326 (93 amino acids)
Source: RefSeq, a predicted model, not a curated record